This is a messenger RNA of Pocillopora verrucosa, 4572 nucleotides long. RefSeq names its product integrator complex subunit 2. Gene Ontology annotation, biological process: snRNA 3'-end processing. Gene Ontology annotation, cellular component: integrator complex. NCBI's taxonomy places the organism in Eukaryota, Metazoa, Cnidaria, Anthozoa, Scleractinia, Pocilloporidae. The record is from RefSeq and is a predicted model, not a curated record.
UCAACAGAUUGGAAAAGACUUUAGAAGUACAGUAUUUCUUCCUCGCCGUUUUACCGUUUUAUUGCAUUAGUUACACAGUGAGAAAUCUACUGUAAAAAUGAUGCUGCCGGAGAUACCAUCUUCACAAGCUUUUCAGGCGAUACGUGCAGUGAGCGUGAGUGAACUUUCAAGUUUGAGAGAGGAAGAUCUAAGACCUCUGCUGCCUUGUUUGGUCCGAAUGGCUCUCUGCUCUCCAGUAGACGAAAGUGCAAAGUGGACAGAAGCGCGUAAGGAAGUACAGAAACUCUUGUCUGGUUUAGAAGUAGUUAAUUCCAUUGUGGCGUUGUUGUCUGUGGAUUUUAGUCUCCUUGAGCAAGAUGCUUUAAAAGAGCAGCAGCUGAGAAAAAAGGUUGGCGGUAGUACAAGCUCCAGUGUUUUAGUUGAGUCCUUACAAAAUGGUCUUGCGCUAGAGUUUGAACGCAGUGAACCAUCAAGGCGUCUUAGAUUGGUUCUGAGUGAGAUCCUUCGUAUUAUGAGCCAGGUGGAUGUGAGACAAGAGUUCAUUCCUGAGAAGUGUGAACUUUUUGAAAGUGAAGUUUACCUGGAGGAAGUAUCAGAUGUGAUUUGCAUUGGACAAGCUGAGCUGCCCUCACUUCUUGCAUUAAACCAGCUUGCAGAGGCUCUCCUCAGGGUCAAGCAGGGUCCUUGGUUAUUGUGUCGAUUGGUGGCUAAUGCUCCUGACAGCUUUGAACAAGUGUGCAAGUCACUUCUUGAGCAUGGUGAAGUACAAGAUGAAGGUAGUUUAGGUGGUCUGGUGCGAACUCAAGCUCUAAGACAGCUAUGUGCAAUGAACCCCAGCUCUGCCUUUACUAUGCAUUCCGAGGCACUUAGACUGUGUCAUAUGCCUGGUCUUGCUGUGGCUCUUAUUCUUGACUUUGGUGUGGACAGCAGUGGUUCUUUGAGUUCAAGUGAUCUUGUGGCAUUUCUCAGCGGCCUUCUUUUAGGAGGAGAUACAAAAGCUAGGAACUGGUUUUCCUCCUUUGUUAGGAUUGGACAAAAGUCCAGUACAUCAAUCUUGGCUUCUCUGAGAAGUCAGUUACUGAAGGAGAUGUCAUCUUUGGUUCCAAGUGGAACAAAAAAAGGAGCAAGGUCAGAGAACAGCAAUUCAAGUGUGAAGGAUUUUGUGGCAGGAGAUGAUGUUAGACAGGAAGAUGAAGAAACAUUAGAAAUACUUCAAGCAAUGGAGGUGAGCACGGAUUAUGAAAUCACAGAAGAGAGUUCUGAAACUCCCCACAUGAACUUAGAAACUGUUGAAACAGUAGAGAUUAGUGAUGAUGGUGUGAUCCAAGGCACAGCACUCUUGCGGCUGUACUGUGCCCUCAAAAGAUUGGCUGGUAUGAAACUAACCUCACAGGAAUCAGAAGCAUUGCUCCGGCUGGUAACAUGUCACCCUCCUCCCACUGCUGCAGGGGUGAGGUUUGUUGUGGUUGGCCUGUGUACCCUUCUGGUCUGUACCAACAUAAUGAGUUCACCAGAGCAUGAACAGAUUGCUACCCACUGGAUAAAGUGGCUGUCAAAAGAGGAAGCUCACUAUGAAGCAGCAAGUGGUGUACAUGCAUCCUUUGGAGAGAUUCUUCUGCUAAUAGCCAUUCACUUUCAUGCUAGUCAAGUGGAAGCCAUUGCUGAUCUUGUGUGUUCUGUUCUUGGGAUGAAUAUCAGGCUGGGCUCGCUGACAAGAAUGAAAACUCUUUUCACACAGGAAAUAUUUCCUGAGAAGGUUGUGACAGCUCAUGCUGUGACAGUUCCCGUCACACCACAGCUGAGUUCAGAGGAUACAGGAUUCCUUCCGAUUCACUGCAUUCAUCAGUUGCUGCGGUCACGAGCAUUCACAAAGCAUGCAGUUCCUGUCAAGGACUGGGUGUUUAGGCAGAUCUGUUGUUGUACCACUCCUCUUCACCCUCUUGUCGUACCUCUUCUUGAAGCCUUUGUACAUUCUGUCAUCAAUCCCACAUCCAAAUCAACUAAGAACAAAGAAGCUACUUUCACUCUGCGUGGAUUUACAGAUUCUGAAGUUAUGUCAGUCUUUGCUGCAGAAUCCCAGGAAGAAGGAACUGCAUUCAGAAUCCAUGGACUUCCUUUAGAAUCAAUGAGGAGAAGCUCUGUGUAUGUGGCCACAGAACUGUCAUCUCAUCUCACAUCUCAGAUUCUGAUGUUAUACUAUGUUCUAACAUACCAGGACUGUCUUCUUUCAAAUAUGAAGUCUUUAGUUUCCAACAAUAUUCAGCCUCAGUGGCUGUCACCCAUGUUGCUGUCACAAAUACCCAUCAAGCAUCUGCUGGAGCAGGCUAGGAGACGUCGUCGAGAAUUCCGGGGUCUGUAUGCUCCCCUACUGCAGCUGAUCAACACUCACUUGCCACACCUGUGUUUAGUGGAUGACUGGCUGAGACAGGAAGAGGUAUUCACUGCUCCACACUUAUCAGCAGCCUCACCACUGCUUCAUGUCCAAUGUUCACCUCCUUGUUUAAAAGAAGCAUUUAGCUUGCUGCCAGACAAUCCCUGUUCUGCUCUUCUGCUGCUUAAAAGACUGUUACAACUAGAGCCUAGUGCUCUGAUUCCUUAUAUGGAUGUACUGGUUCAAGCCUUACCCAGUUUAUUGAAGCCUGGGGUCCCCCGGCGGGUGCAAACUCUGUCUUGUGAACUUUGGACAAAAAUUAAUACUGUUAUACCUCGCAAAUUGUGGUUGGCCACUGUCAACAUGCUGUGUCCAGCAGAGACUCCUGUCCUUCAUCUUACUCCUCAACUGUACACAGAUGAAGACAUUAUGAAAGAUCCUUUGACUGUGCUUAGAUGUGACAGAAGAGUGUUCAGAUGCCCACCAUUAUUUGAUCUUUUGGUGAGAGUCCUCAUGGGGUACCUGGCAGGCUCAAGGGCCCUUUUAAGUCAGUACCUCCAAGCACAUCCUGCAUCAAGAACUGAAGGGUUAGCUGUUGAACAAGAACGAGAAGAGCUACGGGCUGCUUUGGUGACAGCACAAGAAAGUGCAGCCAUUCAGAUUUUACUAGAAGUUUGUGUCAAAACACCUCAGGAUCAGGAUCAACCAGGCUGCAGUGGAUCAGCAGUGCUGCGUGAAAUCCAAUGUCGUGUGUGCUCACAGCUACAUCAGAUGUUUAUUGCUGUUCCUGAUAUUGCGAAACUUGUGCAUUUCCAGGGUUACCCAGUAGAACUUCUCCCAGUGACAGUGGCUGGCAUCCCUUCUAUGCACAUUUGUUUAGAUUUUAUUCCAGAGCUCAUAAACCAACCACAACUUGAAAAACAGUUGUUUGCAGUUCAGCUUGCCUCAUACCUGUGCCUACAGUUCCCCCUUCCUAAAGCCAUGGGUGUGGCCAAAUACAUUCUCAGUCGGCUCAGCUCUCUUCUAGCCACACUCCCAUCUGGCAAGCGUGUACCAUUUUUCACACCUGCCCUCCCUGCCCUGGUGAGAUUUUGCCAUGCAUUCCCACCUCUGUGUGAUGAGGCUACUGGGUUUCUGUUGGAGCUUGGUCGUGUGGCAGUCUCUCAUGCAUCAGCAUCUGCUGCCUUUACUCUUGGUACUCCAGGAUCUCUCUUAAAUCAACUGUCUUUGGAACAACAGCAGGAACUGGCUGACCAAGAGGAUCAUGGGUUUACAGAUGACUCCUGGUUGCCAAGCAAUUUGACCCAGGAACAUAAAGGUACAUUAGAGGGUGCAGUUGAGAACACUGAUACAGCCCUUUGUCAUGCCAUUGAAAAAACAUUUCUUGAAGUAACAAAUGUUGCAGUAGUAAAGCAACAUAACUGUGAGCAGUAACAGGAGCAGGACAAUCCAUUCAACACUGAAGAAGUCCCGGUAGUAAUACUGCAUGAGGUGUCAAGCCAGGUCAGGACAUGAAGUCAAAUGAUGGUCAAUUUUAACUUAUCCUCUCAUCACCAGUGUAUUAAUCAUCAGUCAGUUUUGUUGAAAGAGGGUCAAUGCCUGGCUUGGAUGCGAAAUGGAACUGCAAGAGGAAGUUUUUAGAGUGAGCUUGUGUGAUAGCAACAUCACCUCUGCAACAAAAAGGUUUUUGCUACAUGCUAUUCUCUGUCAAUAGCUUUAAAUGUCCUUUAUUCCUGUUAACAACCAUUGAACAGUUCUGCAAAUGGCAUAUAAGGCAAAUGUGUUCAUUUUUAUUUCACAUAAAGCUCACAAUAAAUAAAUUUCUACAAAGGCUAACAGCUCUAUUUACCAACUGUCCAAGUAGGAUCAGAUAGAACUCUUAAAAAAGUAAUAUUGGAAGCUUCCUGUGUAAUAUGAAUCUUUGCCAUAUGUAGCAUCAUAGUUAACCUAUCAACAGGCAGCCACAUUUAGUUCUCAAGGUGAAAGACUAGGAGUUUGAUGUUGCAUGCAUUAUGCCAGAUAUAAAAAAAAACAACAAUUUAAAAAAACUUUAAAUACAAUAAACAAAGAAAUGGACAUUAAAACAUGUACUAGCAAAUGUAAGUAUUCCUUACUUGUGGCUUUGUAAUUUCAUGUAUUAAAUAUAUUUACAUCCUACCGGCAUGGUAAAUGGUUAUUAAAGACUUAAAUUUCAAUGGGGA